Eublepharis macularius is the source of this 3462-nucleotide messenger RNA. It is a transcript of the gene MAFF, whose product is annotated as MAF bZIP transcription factor F. The record is from RefSeq and is a predicted model, not a curated record. Gene Ontology annotation, molecular function: RNA polymerase II cis-regulatory region sequence-specific DNA binding; DNA-binding transcription factor activity, RNA polymerase II-specific. Gene Ontology annotation, biological process: regulation of transcription by RNA polymerase II; regulation of epidermal cell differentiation. Lineage: Eukaryota; Metazoa; Chordata; Lepidosauria; Squamata; Eublepharidae. The transcript is spliced from 3 exons. Gene Ontology annotation, cellular component: nucleus. Bases 218 to 667 code for a protein of 149 amino acids.
GGGAAAAUUUAACAGACGUCAGAGAAGGAAGGACGGGCUGCGUUUGCGCGGGGAAAGGGGGGCCUGGUGCAUCUCCUUUUUCGUGCCCACCCGACAGGGCGAGGAGCCAGAGAGGCUGGAAGGGGUGUCCAACCAGUAUUCGUGUGUAUUGCGUGGAGUGUCUGAUGUCGAUCGCUUUUAGGGGGACUUCCUGGGGAAGAGUGGAGUGCAAGGUAAAAUGUCAGCUGACAGCCUGUCAAGCAAAGCCCUAAAGAUCAAGCGGGAGAUGGGUGAGAACACACCGCACCUGUCAGAUGAGGAGCUAAUGGGGUUGUCAGUGCGGGAACUCAAUCACCACCUGCGAGGCCUGUCGAAGGAGGAAGUGGCCCGGUUGAAGCAACGCCGGCGCACACUGAAAAACCGCGGCUAUGCAGCCAGUUGCCGGGUCAAGCGUGUUUGCCAGAAGGAGGAGCUGCAGAAGCAGAAGACAGAGUUGGAAAGGGAGGUGGAUAAGCUGGCUCGUGAGAAUGCUGCUAUGCGCCUUGAGCUUGAUGCCCUGCGUAGCAAGUAUGAGGCACUGCAAGGUUUUGCCCGCACGGUCACUGCUCACGGUACUACUGCCAAGGUGGCUACUGCCAGUGUCAUUACCAUCGUCAAAUCUGGCUCCAACCAGGCUGCAUACUCCUAGUGCCUACAUGCCAAGUUGUGAACUGAGUCCUGUUGCCAUGCCUCGCCCAGCUCUCACCUAGAAUGGCUGUAGCUGCACUGGCCCCUUCACUUCUUUUCACUUUUCCUCUGCCAUCUUAAGGAGACAGAAUUGACUUGAAGACAGAAUGGCUGAACGUUGAACUUCCUUCUCUGUCCCCUUUCUCCUCUGGGAGAGGUUGGGAAGGUAGUGCCCGACUUGUGUAAUUUUUGCUGUUAAUGUGAUCCAUGAAUUGGAAUGCAGUGGCCAGUUAUCUCUUGCCCCUUCCUGAACCGCUUUUCUCUUCCAUUUUUUAUUUUGACUUCUCCCCCUCCAAGUUAGUGUAAUGAGUUGGAGAUGGCUUCUCUGUUGUUAUAGCUGGAAUACAGCUACAAAGAAUGUUUAGCUGUAUAGGUAGUGAAUGGGAAAUACCUUAUCUGUAAAGGAGCAGAAAGAAUGCUAAGUUGAAGCUAAGGAGAACUGCAUAUUCCACCUUAGAUGAAGGGUGGGACAUAAAUGUAAUGAAAGCCUGUAUUGUCAGUAAGAGCCAAGGAUGCUGGAGUAAACUUAAGUCAUAAGACGUGGUUACCUUCUAGGUGUCUUGGUGGACCUGGUUGCGCUUGUCCUUUUUUAAAGAAUUGGUAUACAUACCAUAGUUGUUGCUGCUCACUUCCCAAUUUUAGGCUGUGUUCAGCCCUAAGCUCUGAAACCGCAUAAUGUGAUGAGAGGAUUACAGGAACAAUCAUAGCAAUACAGAAAAGGGAGUGUUUGUUGAAGCAAGGGAAAAGAAGCAAAAUGAUUGUUGGGUGAUCAUGAGGUUAAUGACAGGAAGGGGAUCACAAGGUCCUUGUCAAAGCAAAGUUGCUGGCAUCCUGUCCUGGGCCCGUACUGCAUAUCAAAGGAGAGGCCACUUCUGCCUCCAGCUGCGAAUGCAUGAAAACAUUGGUUCAUGUAUGCUUCUAUUCUAACAGUGCUGUUAAGGCUGCAAAAUAUCCCUCAUGGAAGAGAAGCAACUUCAUCAAUGGCAAAUACAAGCUGAGGAAAGUAAAGAUGGUGUUGAGAGGAGGCAGGAGAAAGAAGGGCAAAGCAUGUGACAUGACUGGAUAGGAAAGUGGCAGCAGGAAAGCCUUUCUGUUCUGGUGUGAGCUACAAAGUUUGCCUGACUUUGCAGCUCAUGUGCUGUGCAUAGUGUAAUGGGUAACAUAACUGGGGGGUCAAACAAGGGGCCAAGUCACCCAUUCCCCAAGAAAGCCAUCCGGGCCAGUAUCUUACUAGGUUCUAUCAACUUGUUUGAAGAUAAAUAGUAGGAAGGUGAAAUAUCCCCCCCCCUUCCCGACAUUCUAGAGGGAAUAAAAAAAUUGUAUUUCCUUUCCAUCUUCUGACUUUUUUCAUUGGGUGGAAACGUUAGAAAUCAGGAAAGAGCUCCUCACUUAAAUGUUGUGGAGAUAAAAUGUGUGGUGUUCAAGCAGGAUCUAACCACAGAUCUGGUAAGGCAGUACAGGGAAAAUGCAGUUCCUUGCUGUGGUUUUUAAACUCUUUUCCUCAAAUUUUUCACCGAGAGUGACAACCCCUACACAAACUCAAUCUUAAGGUUCCUAGGAGGAGGAGGGAGAGCCACUUUCUGCCCCCAACGAGCUAGACAGACAAAGCCCAGCUGGAAAAAUGGGGCGAGGAGGGCAAGGGCAGAGCUGGUGCUGCUGCUGAAAUGUCUUGUGUAUUCUUCUUUUCAUCCUUUUGGAUCCUGCUGCAUUACUAAAGCAAAAGCAAAGGGGAAACUCAUUGCUGCGUCCUCAGAAUUGGCGUGUUGUUUUUCCCCGCCUUGUCAAGAAGACGUGGGAAACAUGCUUGGAUUCCCAGCUGAUAGUUGCUGUUCUGCUAUGAAAGAGUAGUGGUGCCACAUGCCUAAUUCAGGCCCAGCUUGAAUGAGAUGCCACUUCUUUAUUUCUUUAGAUUCUUCAGGGUUCUGUGGAGCUAACGUCACUCUGAAAGCCAGGUUGCCUGUCACACUAGGGAGCUGCAGCCUGGGUGUGUGCUCGAUUUAAAUGUGACACCAACACUGGGUAAGCAGUUUUAGCCCAACUGCUAUCAUCCUUAAAUUGGCCUGAGAAUCUUGGCACAAAUGGGGAGCAAAGCUGUAGACAGAACUCCUCUAGCAAGGAAAGGCUGCCAGGUCAACCUUUCUGAUCUUUCUUUUUUUUAAAGCAGGCAAACUAAUAGGCCAGGGAUGGCUAAGGUGCAAGUGCUCCUUCCCAGAUAACAGAAAGGGCAUUGGAUUAGAGGACUUGUAAAGGCACCUUUCACUCUUACAAAUUUUACAUAGGAACCUGUGAGUGUUUGUGGGCAGUCACUUCUAAGCAUUGUACCAUUGUGACUUAUUUAAAUGGCAAAAAAUUACCUGUUAAUUCUUUAGACAUACGGUUGGGUUCACCCAUCCUGCAGCUUACCAUGACAUCCACCCCCAUGAUGGAAUCAGCUUCCAAGCCAGUGUUGUCCGUCCUUCCCGUACUUUGAUGAUCCUUAUGGGGGGGUCCUUGUUUAGCAUUUCUUCCCUUCCCCUUCCUCAUUUCCUACCCUAUGAUUUAUUUAUUGCACGAAUAUAAGUUAUUUUCACGUCCUUUAUGCCAUUCCGCCUUGUGGCACGGCCAGGAUGUUGGUACAGAGCCGUACUUUAUAUUUUAUAUAUGCAAAUCACAUUUUAUCUUCUAUAGAGCAAGAAAAAAGUACUUAUUUAUUUUCUGACUUACAGUAAGUGUCCUGCCAGACUCCUCUGUAUUUUGUAGACUUUACAAAUAAAGCCA